Capsicum annuum is the source of this 1276-nucleotide messenger RNA. RefSeq names its product putative F-box/LRR-repeat protein 23. Gene Ontology annotation, molecular function: protein binding. The transcript has 2 exons. NCBI's taxonomy places the organism in Eukaryota, Viridiplantae, Streptophyta, Magnoliopsida, Solanales, Solanaceae. The record is from RefSeq and is a predicted model, not a curated record. The coding region runs from base 117 to 1052 and encodes 311 amino acids.
GACACGUGUGAGUCAUCUAAAUCCUCUGCCAGCAAAAACAAAACCCCCCAACAACGGAAAACUCGAAGCGCUACAACUUACAUACCUCACUCGACACAGCCCUUUUGUCCAAACAAAUGGAAUCUACGGAAAACUCGAAAAGGGCAUGCGUUGAAGUCGCAAACGACGCCGUAUGCAUAGCCGGCGGCGGCGGCGGAGGUAGAUGGGAUGAGUUGGAUUCAGAGAUAUUAGCUUCAAUUUUCGUCAGGAUUGUUCCCCCUGAGUUGAUGGUGAGGAGUGUGGCGUUAGUUUGCCGGUGUUGGAUGGAGGUUGUGUCUGGUCCCAAUUGUUGGACGGAGAUUGAUCUGGAAGGGUGGUGCCGGAAAUGUUGCAUGGCUAAUCGUUCUCACCAAAUUGACCCUGUUGUCCGUAAAAUUGUUCGUCGGAGUAGGUCUACAUUCCGAAGACUCUCUACUUACCGUCUUGGCAAUGUUGGGUUCUCCUUUGCUGCUAAUCGUGGAAAAUGUCUCAAGAUACUGCAAAUCCCUAUGAGUGAAGUCACUGACGAGGUAGUGGAAAAGCAUGCAGGGUCCUUGGUCAAUUUAACAUUCUUAGACGUCAGCUACUGUUUAAAGAUCACAGCGAAGGGUCUGAAAGCUUUUGGAAAACAAUGCAAGUCGUUGACUCAUCUCAGAAGAAACAUGCCUAUGUGGGAGCUGCCAACCACUUUAGAAGAUUCCGAUGUCCACGAUCAGGAGGCACUGAUUAUAGCAGAAACUAUGAGAGGUCUCCAGCGCCUUGACUUCGCUUUCAACCGGUUGAGCGACACUGGCGUUGAUGCUAUUCUCACAGAGUGUAAGGCACUAACGCACCUUGAAAUCCAAGCAUGUUGGAAUGUGGAACUGAAGGGUAAUCUUGAGGAAAGAUGUAAAAAGCUAGUAGACUUUCGUACCCCUUGGAUCGAUGAACAUGAGGACAGCCUCGCUGUAUCUUCAGAUAUUGAUAGUACAGGAGAUGACUGUGAUGAAGAAUCAAUCUACUCGGAAUCACCCUCUUCAUCAGAUUUGGAUUAGAUGGUUUCUUAGUUCACACCACCUUCUAGUGUCCUUCUGCUGAUUUCUUGGGAGCUUUUGGGUGUGUAUUUAUGCAGAUCACUGUGGGUAGACAUUCCAAAGAUGAGUUCUGGUUUGUCUUUGAGACAUGUAAUUGGUAAGAAUUGUAAACAAGAUGCUUAGAAUGUGAUGGGAAUUGUAAACAGUCAUUAGUACUUGAAGCUUUGCUAUGCUGUUUGAUGAAA